AUUCUUUCUGCAAGCCAAUUCAGUUGAGUCGCGCUCGUUCCGAUUUUCUAAAUUUUUAACAUCCAAAAAUGAGAAUUUAUAAGGACAUUUUCACCAAUGAUGAAAUUUUCUCGGACACGUACAAAAUCAAGCUAAUCAGCGAUGUAAUGUACGAAGUUUACGGAAAAUUGGAAACCAGAAAACUCGGCGACGUUCAAUUGGAUGGCGCUAAUCCAUCAGCCGAAGAAGCUGAAGAAGGAUGUGAAGAUGCAGUAGAAUCUGGAGUUGAUAUUGUUCUUAAUCAUCGUCUGCAGGAAACUUUCUUCUCCGACAAGAAACAAUACACUGUAUAUUUAAAAGACUACAUGAAAAAAAUCGUAGCACGAUUAGAAGAGAAAUCACCAGAUCAAGUCGAAGUGUUCAAAACUAACUGCAACACAGUUAUGAAAGAUAUUCUUGGUCGCUUUAAGGAACUUCAAUUUUUCACCGGCGAAUCACAAGAUUGCGAUGGGAUGAUUGCAAUGAUGGAAUAUCGUGAUAUUGACGGUGUCUCAACUCCUGUUCUCAUGGCUUUCAAGCAUGGUUCUAUAAUGGAACAACAUGGUAAUCACAUUAAAGCUUGUGUGUUUGUUUUCACAAAAGGAAGCCUUAUCGUAACCAAAUUGAAGACGAUGUCGUUCUUAAAUAAUUUGAAGAAGGUCUUUCAUCUGGGAAGCGGUGAGGCGAAGAAGAAACGCCUCUACAAUAACAUUCGUAUGGAUACUGAUCCAAAUGAUUUCUGGAGUAUGAUCGGUGAACUUGGUGAUGGUGCUUUUGGCAAGGUUUAUAAAGCACAGAAUAAAGAGACGUCACGUCUUGCUGCCGCUAAAAUGUGUACACUUGAAGAUGAAGAAAACUUAAGCGAUCAUAUGGUUGAGAUUGACAUUUUAUCAGAAAUUCGACAUCAAAAUAUUGUUGAAUUGUACGAGGCAUUUUCGAUAGAUGAUAAGUUAUGGAUGCUGAUUGAAUACUGUGACGGAGGUGCCUUAGAUAGCAUAAUGGUAGAACUGGAAAAGCCUUUGACUGAAUUGCAAAUUGCUUACGUUUGCAAGCAUAUGCUGGCUGGUCUACAUCAUCUUCACAAGAAUAAAGUUAUUCAUCGUGAUUUGAAGGCGGGAAAUGUUUUGUUGACAAUGGACGGUGGAGUUAAGUUGGCGGAUUUUGGUGUUUCAGCGAAAAAUAAACAUACAUUGCAGAAACACGAUACUUUUAUUGGAACACCCUACUGGAUGGCACCCGAACUUGUACUUUGCGAGACGUUUCGUGAUAAUCCUUACGAUUAUAAAGUUGACAUUUGGUCGUUGGGUAUAACGUUAAUUGAAUUUGCUCAAAUGGAACCGCCGAACAGUGAAAUGUCACCGAUGCGUGUAUUGUUAAAGAUUCAGAAGAGCGAACCACCGAAAUUGGAUCAACCAUCAAGAUGGACAAAAGAAUUUAACGAAUUUCUAGCAAAAGUUCUUAUUAAAGAUCCAACCCAACGACCCGACACAGAAAUUCUUCAAACAUUACCAUUCGUUAAUAGAGAUUUGGAUCCGAAGCCAAUACGUGAUUUGCUGCUUGAAUAUAAAGCUGACGUUGUCGAGGAGGAAGUCGUUGAUGAAGAAGCUGAGGAACCCCGCAAUGCAGCAAUUCCACUCGAUUUGGAUGAUGAUACAGUUUCAGUUCAGUCACAAGAGACAGACAAACAACCCGACACGCCUUCAUCAUCCUUAUCAAAAUCGUCCAACGACAGUAAAGAAUCAACACCGCAGCCUGUUGAUGAAAAGAAAGAAAUCAAAGAGCCAAGUGUUGUGAAAACAACGCCAGAACAAGAGAAAAAAAUAAUAAAACGAGAGAAAGGUCCAGCACCUCUUCCACCACCAUUAGCUGCAGCUGCUGCUCAAGUGAAAGAACCGAAGGAAGAAGAAGUGGUUAGGGAAGUUCCUCAUAGUCUCAAAAUUAUUGAGCAAGGUGAUGAAGAAGAGAAAUUGGAAAGCAAUAAAUCAACACCGAAGACAAGUCCAACAAGUGAAAUAAUUCCACCACCACCGCCAGAAUUUGCAAACGACACUUCAACUGAAGAGUUGAGUCGAAAGUCGUCGAAAGAAUCAUUCGUUGACGAUGGUGAGAUUACAGUACAAUUCCGAAGCAGUGGAGGUCGAACACCAGUCGCUGCAGCUUCAACAAUUCAUCAAGAAGUUCGACGAAGCAUUUCAGUUGAUGACAAAUCAACUUCAUCAGCUUCAUCACCAACUGUUUUAGCAAAUGCUAAACUAAAUACAUCGACAAUCGCCGUUAAUCAACUUCCUGAUCAAUCGAAUAGUCUUGCCAGCAAUGUCAAUCAAGUGACUGUUGUCACAAGCCAUCCACCCGUGAUUAUUGACAAUUCACAGUCAGCAACGAGAAUCCCAAAAGCGGGAAAUAAUAAGAAAUUAAGUAAAUCUUUAUCUUCUGAUACCAACACUUCUGUGACGAGCAAUGAAGUUGUUAUUGUAUCAAAUGAGACGACUAAAAGUCAGCAUGUUCAUGAAUCAUCCACUGAUGAUGAUUAUCAAUCAUAUGACAGUCUAGAAAGUUCACCAAAAUACAACAAUGACAAGUCAGCAGUCAUUACAAAUACGACACCAACAACAAACAAAUCAAAGCCAAGAAAGCUUGACGAGAGUGAAGUGAUGAUUGUGAGUCCCGAUAGCAUUUUUGUUGAAGAUUUAGUUGAUGAGAAUCAAGCAGAUGGUGGUGGAAUAAUGAAAUCAAAUCAUCAGUUGGAUACUAGUCAUGUGUCAGUUGUAACAGUUGGCGAUGAGCAAGUGAAAGUUAAAGAUUCAAGUCAUUUGUUGGUUGAUUCUAACAGUGAUUUAUCAAAUGUGUCGCAUGGCGAAUCAAGUGAUGGAAUUGAGUUCAUUUCACCACAUGCAAAGACAAAUGGUCAAGUUAUUUACAAUAGUAAGAGAAGUAGCAGUUCACGUGAAGACGAUGUGAAUAUUAUUGUGAGAACUGGUUCGGGAAGUGGCGGUGGAACAAAUUCUACGAACAAACGAGUGUCUCCAGAUAGUUCUGUUGAUUGUUCAUCUUCUAUGGACUCACCAACCAGAGGGCAUAGUGAAAAUGGUUCCAUGAGAUCGUCAUCAAAUCAUGAUGGAACGAAAUCAAAUCAUUUGGGAAUUGUGAGCACAGUUACAAACAACAUCAACAUCAAUAAUGUCAGUAAACACCAUCAUCAUCAUCAUGAUCGGAGUGAUGCUGAAAGUGUUUCCACAAAUACUAGUCACGAUAGUCGCGAACGAGAUGAGUUGGAAGGUGUUCAAUUGCGACGAAAAGAGCCACAAGAAAUUGUUAUUGUUCAACCACCAUCACCAAAACGACCACAAAGAACAAAGGAAGAAAUUCAAAUUGCUAAUUUGAAGAAAAAGACGCGAAAGCGAACAAGAAAGUUUGAAAUUGAUGGAGUACAAGUGACAACGACAACGAGUAAAGUGAUUUAUGGUGACGACGAAAAUGGACGAAUGUACGAUGAUCACGUUUUUCGCAAACAGGAAUUGCGAGAGUUGAAACUGUUACAGAAACAAGAGAAGAAGCAAUUCUAUGAUUUACAAGCUAAAGAACAAAUUGCCAAGGAUCAACAAGAUAAAAAGUUUGAACAAGAGCGUUUAGCACUUGAGAGAACAUAUGAAGCUGACAUGGAUGUUCUUGCACGUCAACACAAACAGACAGUCGAGAAAUAUGAACAGCAACAAGAAAAUGAGCUCAGGAAUACAUCAAAGAAAAUUCGAAUGGAACAAGAAAGAGAAUUAAAAUUGUUCCGUGAUGCUUUAAAGCAGGAACUUCGUUUGCUAAAGCAAGAAAUUGAUUUGUUGCCAAAAGAUAAGCGUAAGGAUGAAUUUAGAAAGCGAAAAGUGAGCAUGGAAGUUGAACAUGAAGAACGUGAGAAGCAAUUUCUGGCAAAUUUGUCUGAACAGCAUGAAAUUGCACUUCGUCGCAUAAGCGAAAUUUAUCGUGAAAAAAUGGCUGCGACGGAGAAGAGUUACUUACAACAGAAGCAGACGGCAAUGAGGACACGUGAAGCAAUGAUGUGGGAACUCGAGGAAAAACAUAUUCACGAGAAACAUCAAUUGUCGAAGAGGCAUGUUAAAGAUCUUUGCUUCAUGCAACGCCAUCAAAUGAUCAUCAGACAUGAAAAGGAAUUGGAUCAAAUUAAAAAGAUGCUACAGCGAAAAGAAGAAGAGCUUAUUAAACGUCAAACGAUUGAGAAGCGAGCUCUUCCCAAACGUAUACGUGCUGAACGUAAAGCUCGUGAUAUGAUGUUCCGUGAAUCGUUGAGAAUUUCAAUUCAUCAUGAUCCGAAGGCUGAAGAAGAGAAGAUCAAAAAGUUCCAAGAACAAGAAAAGAAACGAUAUAUGCAAGAACAGCAACGUUUUGAAACGAAACACAUGAAGCAACUUGAAGAGUUGCGAGCAAACUGUGAUUCAACCGUGAGGGAACUCGAACAAAUGCAAAAUGAGAAACGCAAAGCGUUACUCGAACACGAAAGUGCCAAACUAAAGGAAUGUGACGAAGCGCUUCAACGUGAAAUGCGAGAAUGGAAGUCAAUGCUGAUGCCUCGGAAACAGAGAAUUUUGGAGGAUUUUGCACAGCAAAUUGACAUGUAUGAGUGUCGCUUUGGACCGACAGAUCGUAAUGAUUUUGAUGGAGAAUUCUUUGUGCCCGCUGAAGUUCGAAGUCGCGUCAACAGCUCAAAAGGAUCGCUUCGUAUUCACGGUGGAUUGUUGACAAUUUCAAAGUCAAGAACCUUCUUGUCAUUAUCAAGUGGCAGCAGAAUGUCAACCCAUAGUUCAACUCCUGACUUAAGUCACUCAGUUCCCACCACUCCUGGAUCGAAUCAUAAAUUUUCAUUGACAUCUUCCUAUGAUUCGGUAUUAGAAGAAACUGAAGACGGUGGCAUGGUUAUAAUUAAAAAAGGAAAGAGUAAAAGCAAAGGAAAAGAUAAGAAAAAAGUAAAAACUUAUACGUCAGUUCAACACAUUUUCCCGAACAAUGUUCAAGUGAGACGAAAAUCAGAAGAUUUUCUUGAUAAAAAAUCAUCGUCUCAAAACAAGAAUGAUUCAAAAAAGCAACAAGAUUUUCUUCGGUCGACUUCUGAUCAACCUUAUCGUUUGAUUCCAAGGGUUAAAAGUCCAGAAAUUAUCGAUGCUUUCGCUAAUCGAACAACAUUCCAUGGUGAUGAAAAUUUUUACUCUUCUCCUUCUAAUUCGAAAUCAUACGAAAACUUGGACAGUGAAUCUGGAAAAAAUGAGAAUGCCUCAUCAAAAUGGGGCACCUCUCGAAGCUCAAAAUCAUUCUCAACUGAUCUUAAUAUCUCAGCUAACUACACAAUUCCAAGAGUUUCAUUGAGUCAUCAUAAGAUUUCAAUUCAUGAUUCACAGGAAGGAACUCGCCAAACUAUGAUGAAGGUUGAAAUUUUGUCAGCUGAGGGAUUCGAAAAAUUUUUCGUUCUGCCUCUGAUAUCAUUUUCACUGAACGAUGCUCCUUUAAAAGUGGAUUCCAACCUUUGUAGCAUAAUACAAUCUAUAGCUCUUUAUGCUAAAAGUCCUGAUGAAAUUAUAUUGGAUGAAAUAUAUUUAGUGUCUGGUUUCAAUAAUGACAGCUUGUGGUACCGUGCAAAAGUAUUAAAAACGGAAGAUUUUUAUGAAGUAUUUUUAAUUGAUAAUGGAAGAAUAAUGAAAAAGCUGAAGAAGAAUCAGUUCAAAAUGUGCUCCAAAGCUUUAAGCAAAAUUAAGCCUUUGAUUGUUCAAUGCUGUCUGAAAGAUUCUGCACUUUUUAUAAAACAUCGCCCUGAAGCUGAUAAUCUUUUUAAAUUCAUCGUCAGCAAAAGAAAAACAUUUGUAAUGGUGAUAAAGGAGAAAAAAGAAGAUUUAAUUGUUGUCGAUCUUGAAAUUGACAACUUUUCUGUUUCUGACCUAAUGAAGAACAAUUAUGGUCUCGUUUUCGAACCGAAAAUUAACAUAACUUUAAAAACCCUCAAGGAAUUAAAAAUCCCACAAGACACUAGCAUUGAAAUCAAAACAUCAUGGAUUAAUUCACCGUCCGAUUUUUACGUUUCGAUCGUCUCAAUGGAACAAGAGAAAGAACUGAUGAGGGAAGAAAUGAAAGCAUUUUAUCAACAAAAUCCUGUCAAAUUCACAAUGAUCGUACCAGGAAUGAUUUGUGUUGUUGAAGAUGACAAUGGAAAUUGGCAUCGUGUUGAAGUUCAAACAUCACCAGGAAAGGACAAUUGGUGCAAAGUUAUCUACGUUGACAGUGGAAAAGAAGAAUUUGUCUUAUGGCAUUCAAUUUAUGAACUUGCAGAUGACUUUUAUUCAUUUCCCAGAUAUGCUAAACGUUAUUGUUCUUCUUUAGCUGACAUCAUACCGAUUGAAGGCCAUAAAACAUGGUCAGAAGAUUCAAUUGAAUUUUUUCGUCGCCAUUUGAUUAAUUGUGACGAUCGAAUCGAUCUUGUUGAGUCAAACAAUCGCGUUCAUCUCUUCGUUUGUCAUAAAGCUACUAAAAUUUACAUUAAUCAAUCUUUGGUGAUUUUUCAACAUGCCAAAUCAACAAUAAAAGCAAAAAACAAUUCUCGUUAUCCUCUGUUUGAAGCUUCAGAUGAAGAAUGCAAAAGUAAAGACGACAAAAAUGAAGAUUUUAAUGAAAAGCUUCACCCUGUUAAAAUAAUUAACCGAGAACAAAUAAACGCUGGCGAUUUUCUCAUUCAAUUUUUAGAUCAUGAAGACAACAUUAAAAUGUUCAAUGAAUUGAUUCAAAAAAACAUUGAAAAUUGCUUAGAUGUGUCUGAAUUAAAGGUUGGCGAAUUGUGUCUUGUUAAUUUGAGUUUUAAAAAUAAUAAUAAUCAAGACAUUGUUGAAUGGCAUCGUGCAAUCAUCAAUAAAAUUGAUUCAAGACUUCAUUUGACGAUUUGCGAUCAUCAAGACGAAGACGAAGAAGUUUCAGUAACAUUUCACAAUGUAAUACCAAUUCCUGAAUACUUUCAGAAGAUAAAGUUUUUAACAGCACGAGUCAAGAUUGAUUGUUCAUGGAAAAAUUGCUGGGGACAUGAAGAAGUAGAAAUUGUUCAACAAGUUUUUAAAUCAUUUGAUAAUUUCUUUGUUAAAUUCAAAGAUAAUAAUUCAAUUCAAUUGGCAUCUGAUCGCACCAUUCGACCAGUUAUCUUGUAUGGAUCUAAAGAAAAUAAAUUAAGAUACAACAUUAUUUCACUUCUUGAAGAGAAAGGUGUCGCUAUUUCACAUUAUGCUGAGAGACGAAUCGUUGAAGUUGAUCUACUAGAAAAUCGAUUCACGUCGAAAAUUAUGAAAUAUGUUGGAAAGAAAAUUGCAGAUGAAUUAGACAACUUUGAUCCUUUUUUUGCAUCACUUCCUGACAUUCUUGACAGUCGUUAUGUGACCAUUGGCGAUUACUCAGUGAAAUUAAUGCCAACAAUUAUAAAAAAUUGGCUUCCAACGAAGACAUCACAAAAAUCCAGUUUCGUUGCAAGCAUCAGUAACGUUGGUAAGGACGGCUCAAUUUUCAUGAUAGAUCAAACUUCAUUGCAAGAUCUGAGAGACCUUACAAACAUUAUAAAUAAAUAUUACAAUCAAACUCAAGUCACCAAAGGGACAUUUAAAGAAGGCCAGCCGUGCUUAGCACCAUUUUAUGGCGAUGAUCAUUAUCAUCGAGGCAUAGUUAGGAGAGUUAAUGGUGACAGUUGUGACGUUGAAUUUAUCGAUUAUGGAAAUAUUCAAUGUGACAUGCCGACAGAUUCUUUAAGUUUUUCCGUUCUUUGUUCAGAAAUUCCACCAAUUGUUGAACGAUAUUAUCUAACUGGAUCUCCACCGAAGAAAAAUGGUGUUAUUGAUCAAUCGGUUUUAGACAAAUUUCAAUAUUUUGCUAACACUUUCGUUGGUAGCAUCAACAUUCAUUUGGAAGACAUCAAAAUCAAUGAUCCAAAUCAUAUUAAACGUUGCUCAAUAUUAGUUAAUGGCUACAAUUUCAAUACAUAUAAAGAUAUCAUUACUAAUUUGGAACUUUCUAGCGACGACGAUAGUUGUUAAAAUUUCACUUUCAUUUAUCUCUUUUAUGAAGACAUAAAAGAAAAAAUAUGAAAAUAAAAUGUUUUAACGUCUUUUUUUUAUUUGAAAAGCUUACAAAUUUAAAAAAAACGUUAAAAGUUUUCAUUUCAUUUUUUUUAUUUUGUUCUUUACAUUUUUUUGAUAGGAUUUCUUAUGAAAAAUAAAGGAGUAAGAGUAUAUUGAAAACAAGUGUAAAUUAAAACGUGCUAAUGAAUUUUUAUGUGUAAAUUUUACGGUUCAAUUUAUGACAUCCUAAAAGAACAAUAAUCUUUUAUUUUAUGUUAUUCAACUCAUGAACUGUUCAUAAGAAAUCAACAAAUCGUCUUCACAAUCAACUUUAAUAAAAAAAUAUAUAUUUC
Clunio marinus is the source of this 8452-nucleotide messenger RNA. NCBI's taxonomy places the organism in Eukaryota, Metazoa, Arthropoda, Insecta, Diptera, Chironomidae. The record is from the annotation of a GenBank genome assembly.